This is a messenger RNA of Metarhizium brunneum ARSEF 3297, 384 nucleotides long. RefSeq lists its product as uncharacterized. The record is from RefSeq and is a predicted model, not a curated record. Lineage: Eukaryota; Fungi; Ascomycota; Sordariomycetes; Hypocreales; Clavicipitaceae.
AUGACCGGCGAACGAGAGAUCCGAUCAAACUAUGACUACGCGCACUCUGUCUUCCCGCUUUCGCGGUGGCGCCACUCGGUGGGCGCUUUCGAGAUAUCCGAUGGCCCGUUGCCAAACUAUCCCUCGCCGCCAUCCAAUACCAGUGCCGGGGGGAAUGAGCGGGCUUACGUGCACUGGAACUGGAGAGUCGACUGGAGAGCCAACACUACGGGCGUCGUGAGCACAGGAACAUACGACGACGUUUUUGAGAAGAGAAAUGGAGAAUGGAAGGUUCUGGCCAAGGUGAGCCGGGAUGAUGCCAACUGGCCGCUUUACUUGUUUGAGCCGUACGUUGUUAGUCAGGCGGAAACAUAUCAGAGCAGCUGUGGCGACACAAGUCUUUGA